UAGACAACGAAAACGUUCAAAAAGCUAUGUCACACAUGUUUAAGAUUUUGAAAAAAUCGCUAUGGUAAAAUUACACAAAAAAGUAUAGCAUGUGAUAAAUUCUAUCGUUCGUCGCCAAAGCGUUUGAGUAGCCUCCGUGAAGGUCAAUGCACGUUCGGAUUCCAUUGCACGCAUCGUUAAACGACAAAAGAGCAACGCACACAAAUGUCUAGCUAGCAGAUUUUCAACGGAUUUAAUGUGCAUUUUCGAUCAACCCUUGUAAGCUUAUUACCUGAUUAUUGUGUCGCGGGUGACACCGGUUUCUUGGUAUCCACAAUAGAGGGAUCGACUUACAGUUUUAAAGAAGUUGUUCUUGCAAAGUUAUUCAAUUUGCUAAGGACUUAUCUUCGUGAAUCAUGAGCCUAACGGGACAUGAGGAUGAUGUGCAUUUUAAGGCAACUUUCGAGCAGGUGGAGGGCUCACGAUCGAAAGGCGUUAUAACGCUGACGAUUGAUACCCCAAACUGGGAAAAGGUCAACGGAAUUGAGCUUUGGAAACACAAGGAGGGUGACAAAAUAACAUGGACGGUCGAGAAAGUUACAAUGGAUGAAACAUUAGCUGUGGAACAGUCAUUAUUAGGAGUUUACCCCAUCACUCCAACCAAGCAGGAGGUCUACUCGUCUAUUGCCUGGUGCGCUAAACAUGACGGCUGUACGAGCCUUCCACAAUGUGAUCCCGACCAAGAAAAAAGAAAAAGGAAGUUGCUAAGAACGCGCAAGCUGUACGAAUACACACAAAGAUCCCCGGGGAUUCCUUGUCAGGUUAGAAAGGUCCCAGACAACCACACAUUGCAUUACUUGAGCGCUGCAAUACAACAGAAGUUAUUGGAGCAUAAUUCAGCAAUUUGGAACAAACAUUGUCGUCCGUGGAAAACAGCUAAAGACGUUGCGCACAUCUAUGGCUGCGUGUUUCAACAGCCGUCGGACAUUACACGAUGGGAAGACGAUGUGAAAUUUGGAUUGCAGCGUUUUGCUGGCACAAACAACACCAUGAUACGGCUUUGCACGGAAUUACCGGAGAAACUUCAGGUUACCCCAAAAAUGCUCAAACCGUUUCUAGGAAAAUACACGCUGGACAAGGCGCUGAAGAAAAGGCGACUGUUUGUCGUAGACCACGCUAUUUUGGAACGUUGUCCUACUGUUUUAAACACUACAGUAUGCAGUCCCAUAGCGCUGUUUUACAGAGACAAGCGCGACAGGAUUGUGCCCAUUGCUAUACAACUUUUCCAAGAAAAAGCAGAAGACAAUCCCGUUUUCUUGCCUUCUGACGACAAAUACACGUGGAUCAUCGCGAAGAUGUGGUUCAAUAACGCGGACGCCUGUGUCCAUCAGGCGAUAACCCAUCUUGGAUACACGCACAUCGUGAUGGAGGGGUUCGAGGUAGCCGUGUAUCGAAAUCUCUCCAAGUCACACCCGAUGUUCAAGCUCAUGGCACCGCACUUUAUGUAUCUUAUGACAAUCAACAAUCUUGCAUUAGAUUUGCUACUUGGGCCCGGAAAGUAUUUUGACACGGUUGUUUCUGUCGGAACGAAGGGUGCAUAUGAAUUGAUCAAGCGUUACAGAACCAAAUGGAGGCUCAACGUAGAUGGAACGCUCCCGGCCGACCUGAAAGAGCGUGGUGUAGACAGUCCAGAAAUAGUCCCAAACUACCCCUUUCGCGAUGAUGCGCUGCUGACGUACAACGCGAUCCUGCAAUACGUUACCGAUUACGUGCACCUCUAUUACCCAUCCGACGAUAUGCUAAAUGGCGACUAUGAGAUACAGUGCUGGCGGGCAGAAUUGGACAGACCGAUUGAACAGGGAGGCCUAGGUAUAAUGGGUGUCGAAGGGGUCGACGGAAGGUUUACAUCACGUGACCAGCUGAUUCAAGUUGUCACGAGCAUCAUUUACACUUGCAGUGUGGGACACGCCGCUGCGAACUUCAAACAGUACGACGAGUACGCCUUCCCCAUGAACUACCCGUCUCUGCUUCGAGGACGACCGCCUAGUGACAAAAAACGCCGAACCGAGAGCGAUGUGAUUGAAAUCAUUCAAGACCGGGCUAAUCACUAUCAGCUCAUGACCAUAACAAAGAUUCUCAGUGACCACUCUUACGGAAAUCCACUUGGCGAUUUCGACGAAAACUUCAUCACUGACCCGAAAGCAUUGAAUCUUGUAAAAGAAUUUCGGGCCAAACUCGAUGAGGUGAGUGAAACUAUAAAUGAGAGUAAUGAAAUUCGAGAAACCAGGUACGAUUACUUGGAACCAUCAAAAAUUUCAAAUUCCAUCAACAUUUAAGAUUAUUCAAAUGACGAUUGAAGAUGUCUGCGAUGAAAAUUUAAACACGGUAUUAACUUGUAUGAAUUUAUAUAAAAGAUUAAGAAACAAAAUGACUAAUAUUCAAGUGUCUAAAACUUCAGAAUGUAAUUACACUAACACAGCCCAAGAAGAGAUAACUUUAUAUCAAGUUUAGCUUGCGCUGUGUAGUUGAAGAUCAAAUGCGGUGGUGUUGUUUAUUUGAAGUUUUUACCUGCGUUUUAAUUGUAUGCUUUUUGAAUAUCGCAUUCUUUUGUAUUAAGCAAUACAAAAAUGUGUUAAUAAAAGAUUUGCUCUUA
Messenger RNA from Dreissena polymorpha, 2632 nucleotides. Its product is annotated as polyunsaturated fatty acid lipoxygenase ALOX8-like. Gene Ontology annotation, biological process: lipid oxidation. Bases 396 to 2315 code for a protein of 639 amino acids. Gene Ontology annotation, molecular function: metal ion binding; oxidoreductase activity, acting on single donors with incorporation of molecular oxygen, incorporation of two atoms of oxygen. The record is from RefSeq and is a predicted model, not a curated record. The transcript is spliced from 5 exons. Lineage: Eukaryota; Metazoa; Mollusca; Bivalvia; Myida; Dreissenidae.